Calypte anna (Anna's hummingbird) is the source of this 1333-nucleotide messenger RNA. It is a transcript of the gene UBE2I, whose product is annotated as ubiquitin conjugating enzyme E2 I. The transcript is spliced from 8 exons. The record is from RefSeq and is a predicted model, not a curated record. Gene Ontology annotation, cellular component: nucleus. Gene Ontology annotation, biological process: protein sumoylation. Gene Ontology annotation, molecular function: SUMO conjugating enzyme activity. Bases 100 to 576 code for a protein of 158 amino acids. NCBI's taxonomy places the organism in Eukaryota, Metazoa, Chordata, Aves, Apodiformes, Trochilidae.
GGGGAGGCGUCUCCUGCCAGACUCGCGCUAUCGCCCACGAAGGGACCAGGCCGGUCCGGGCGCAGGUGACUCUCUCAGCGCCCGAGAGAGACUCUGAAUAUGUCUGGCAUAGCUCUUAGCAGACUUGCACAGGAGAGAAAAGCCUGGAGAAAAGAUCAUCCAUUUGGAUUUGUAGCAGUACCUACAAAAAACCCGGAUGGUACAAUGAAUCUAAUGAACUGGGAGUGUGCUAUUCCAGGAAAGAAAGGGACACCAUGGGAAGGAGGUUUAUUUAAACUACGGAUGCUUUUCAAGGAUGACUACCCUUCUUCACCCCCAAAAUGUAAAUUUGAACCACCAUUAUUCCACCCAAACGUGUAUCCUUCAGGCACAGUGUGUCUCUCCAUCUUAGAGGAGGAUAAGGACUGGAGGCCAGCAAUCACAAUUAAACAGAUCUUGUUAGGAAUACAAGAACUUUUAAAUGAGCCAAAUAUUCAAGACCCAGCUCAAGCAGAGGCUUACACAAUUUAUUGCCAAAACAGAGUGGAAUAUGAAAAGAGGGUUCGAGCACAAGCCAAGAAGUUUGCACCAUCAUAAGCAUCUGUCAUGCAGCAUCUUAAAAAGGAAGGGAUUGGUUUGAAACUAGGUUGUUACUGCUUAAGAGCCUCUGAGAUCCAAAGUCAGCCAGCAUCCUUAUUCUGCAUCACUUCCUUUGUGUUUAUAUGGCGUUCUGUCUGUGUUGCUGUUUAGAGUAAAUAAACUGUUUAUAUAAAGGGCUUUGUUUCAUUUAUCUUCAUUAAAAUUAUUUUAACUGCCAUUUAAACAACUCGGAACACAAUUCAGUGCAAGUCCUGUUCUUAAGGCUGGUGAUACUGCACUUACCUUUCCUUUAGAUGUUCCGUUUCUUUUCCCUGCCUCAACCCCCCAACAUGAAUGUGGCCCUUCUUCAUGCCCCGAGCAGUAGUUGCAGCUCUUCAGCUUUGAUCUGUUCCUUACACAGCUUGCGAAAUUUUGGCUAACUAGAGAUCAAUUGUUUUUGUGCAUAAUGGGAUCGGCAUACUGGUGUGACCAUGGUAAUAAGAAAUAAUGCAAGCAGUAGACUGAUAUAAACAGCAAUAGAUGCUGUCCAGGAAAUGCACCAGGGACCUACAACUGGGGAUUCUGAAUGGUACUUGUUCAUCAGAAAUAUUCUGUGCCUUCUUCCAUUUGUCAAUGUACAUAGAUUUUAGGAAAAGUACGUGCCCUGUGCAAUUAGUUUCCUUAUGUAAAAGGAAGUCAGUUAAGUUAUGCAAGUUAUUUUCAUGUAUGUCAAGCUGAUAUGCCCCAUAUUAAACUUUCACUGCUUUUUAUUGUA